GUCGUGGUUGUCGUCCUCGAUAGUUUCAUUGGAGCUUGCGCCCCCAUCACGAGCGUUAUUUUUCCUCUCUAAUUAUUAUUUAUGCAUAUUUUAACGCUAAAGAUUUUUCCCCUGAUCUUGAAGCGCCAAGUGACAGUGAUAAACCCCCACUCCCCAAUGCCCAGAUUCCUCCACCCAGUAACACCCCUCCUUGGUUUCUGAGCUCAACUACCAUCCCCACACAAACCCACCAAAAAAACCAAUCCAAAACUCCAACCCCCUCAAUAGAAAUUAGAAUGAAAGAAGCAUGGAAAGAGAACACUCAAAUCUCCAUCCUCAACAACUUACUAACCCAUCUUCUCUUGCCGCAGGUGGGUAUUCUCUUACUAGCACCGGUACUAUGACUUCUAAUGACGGGAAAGCUAAGACGUGGGAGGAAGAGAAGGGACGUCAAGCAGAUGGCGGGAUGGAUGAACUCUUAGCUGUUUUGGGUUACAAAGUAAGGUCAUCAGACAUGGCUGAGGUUGCCCAAAAACUUGAACAGCUUGAAGAAGUGAUGGGUCAUGCACACGAAGAUGGUCUUUCCCAUCUUGCAUCUGAUUCUGUUCACUACAAUCCUUCCGAUCUGUCUACUUGGCUUGAAAGCAUGCUUUCUGAGUUAAACCCAAAUCACCAUUUCGAUCUUUCUACUGAUUCUUUACUUGCUCCUGCUGAAUCUUCCACCGUCACUUCCAUCGAUUUCACCGACCGCAAACAUCAUCAGCAACCAAAGCUGUUCGAGGAAUCUUCAUCAUCGGAAUAUGAUCUGAAAGUCAUACCAGGUAAGGCUGUCUUCUCUCCAACCCAGAUCGACUCUAGAGAAUCUAAACGCUUAAAAACAGACCUAUAUCAAACAUCCUCUUCGCCAUCCUCGUCCUCCACAACUCUGGGUUCUCUUGUGGCUUCGACCGAGUCAACUCGCCCGGUAGUCCUGGUUGACUCACAAGAAAACGGUGUUCGUCUCGUCCAUCUCUUAAUGGCAUGUGCCGAAGCCGUCCAAGAAAACAACUUAAAUCUGGCGGAAGCCCUCGUCAAACAAAUCGGCUUUUUAGCUGUUUCUCAGGCCGGAGCCAUGCGUAAGGUAGCCACCUACUUCGCCGAGGCAUUAGCUCGGAGAAUCUACAAAUUAUACCCUCAAAAUUCAAUCGACCACUCUCUCUCAGAGAUUCUUCAGAUACACUUCUAUGAGACCUGCCCUUAUCUCAAGUUCGCUCACUUCACGGCCAAUCAAGCGAUUCUUGAAGCCUUUGAAGGGAAAAAACGGGUUCAUGUUAUUGAUUUUUCUAUGAACCAAGGCAUGCAGUGGCCCGCUUUAAUGCAAGCUCUUGCUCUCAGACCUGGUGGCCCACCUGCUUUUCGGUUAACCGGCAUUGGACCACCGGCUCAUGAUAACACGGACCAGCUUCAAGAGGUGGGGUGGAAGUUGGCUCAGUUGGCAGAGACUAUUCAUGUGGAAUUUGAGUAUAGAGGUUUUGUGGCUAACAGUUUGGCUGAUCUCGAUGCUUCCAUGCUAGAACUCAGACCUACUGAGUUCGAGUCUGUGGCUGUUAACUCGAUCUUUGAGUUUCAUAAAUUGUUGGCUAUACCGGGUGCUAUGAAAAAGGUUUUAUCAGUUGUGAAACAAAUGAAACCGGAGAUUGUUACUGUCGUUGAGCAAGAAGCGAACCAUAACGGUCCGGUUUUCUUGGACAGGUUCACCGAGUCACUGCACUAUUACUCGACUCUGUUUGACUCGUUGGAGGGAUCAGCGAGUACCCAAGAUAAGGUAAUGUCAGAGGUGUACUUGGCGAAGCAGAUUUGCAAUGUUGUGGCUUGUGAAGGACCUAGCCGAGUUGAGAGGCACGAGACCCUGACUCAGUGGCGAACUCGGCUGAGUUCGGCUGGGUUUGCUCCGGUUCAUCUUGGUUCAAACGCGUUUAAGCAAGCCAGCAUGUUGUUGGCCCUGUUUGCUGGUGGAGACGGGUAUAGAGUGGAAGAGAAUAAUGGGUGUUUGAUGUUGGGUUGGCAUACUCGCCCACUCAUUGCCACCUCGGCUUGGCGGGUCAACAACCACCACCACCCAGUAGGCGGUGCUGCUUAACCAUGACUCAUAACUCACUGAGUCAAAAAGCAGCCGAGUGAGGUCAACUCUUUUUCAUUACUCACAUCAAACCAAACCCUAGUGCGGUUCUGUAUGAUAUGCUGAGCUGGGACCGAGUUAAAGUGGGACCGACCACUUACUCUGUCUCCCUGGAUCACCUUUUGUUAAUGAGUAGCAGUACCCUCUCUCUUUUUUUUAUAAUCAUUUUGUUUUAAAAUUUUCAUUACUGGUUCUCUAGGUAUUUUCAUUUUCAGGUCUUGCCUUUUGUUUUUUUUUUGGAGGUGGAAUCUUCUGCAUUUUUCAGGGUGAAUCAAAAGGUGUAUAUAUAUAUUGUGGUAAUAAAAGAUAGUAGAACUCUUUUGAAGCA
Populus nigra (black poplar) is the source of this 2465-nucleotide messenger RNA. Its product is annotated as DELLA protein GAIP-like. The coding region runs from base 287 to 2098 and encodes 603 amino acids. The record is from RefSeq and is a predicted model, not a curated record. The transcript has a single exon. NCBI's taxonomy places the organism in Eukaryota, Viridiplantae, Streptophyta, Magnoliopsida, Malpighiales, Salicaceae. Gene Ontology annotation, cellular component: nucleus. Gene Ontology annotation, biological process: salicylic acid mediated signaling pathway; response to abscisic acid; negative regulation of gibberellic acid mediated signaling pathway. Gene Ontology annotation, molecular function: sequence-specific DNA binding; DNA-binding transcription factor activity.